This is a messenger RNA of Penicillium digitatum Pd1, 1656 nucleotides long. RefSeq names its product putative Amino acid transporter. Gene Ontology annotation, molecular function: amino acid transmembrane transporter activity. Gene Ontology annotation, biological process: amino acid transmembrane transport. Gene Ontology annotation, cellular component: membrane. Lineage: Eukaryota; Fungi; Ascomycota; Eurotiomycetes; Eurotiales; Aspergillaceae. The record is from RefSeq and is a predicted model, not a curated record.
AUGACCGCAAUGGACAUGGAUGUGGAGAAGAAAGUAGCCUCUGCUGUGGAGCCAGCUGAAAGUCUCCCUUCAGCCCCGGAUGGUUUGGUGGUCGGUGAAAUCAACCCGCUGAAGCGAAACCUGAAGAACCGCCAUAUGCAAAUGAUCGCUCUUGGUGGCGCUAUUGGAGCUGGUCUUUUUGUUAGUACAGGGUCUGCUCUCCGUGAGGGCGGGCCUGGGUCUUUGUUGUUAUGCUAUUUGAUCGUUGGAGGAAUGCUUCUUCUAACGAUUCAAGCUCUGGGCGAACUGGCUGUGCUCUAUCCCGUAAAUGGAGCCUUUUUCACUUACUGCGUCCGGUUCAUCAGUCCGGCCUGGGGAUUUGCGGUCGGCUGGGACUAUGCUAUUGGAUGGCUCAUCAUCCUCCCAUUCGAACUCACGGCUGCUAGUUUAACGAUCAAGUUCUGGAGUGAAACACUGAACAGUGGAAUCUGGGUGGCAGCGUUUCUAGUCAUUCUGACAGCGAUCCAAUUCUUUGGGGUUCGAGGUUACGGAGAAGUCGAAUUCAUGCUAGGGAUGAUCAAAAUCACUGCCGUUAUUGGGUUCAUUAUCCUCGGAGUUGUGAUUGACUGUGGUGGAGCUCCGAAAGGAGGUUAUAUUGGAGCUCACUACUGGCAUGACCCUGGUGCAUUCACAGAUUUUAAGGGCUUCUGUUCAGUGUUCGUAACAGCAGCCUUUGCCUUUGGGGGGACAGAAAUGACUGGUCUUGCUGCUGCGGAGGCGGCAAAUCCUGCAAAAUCCAUUCCAAAAGCAUCCAAGCAGGUGUUCUGGCGCAUCAUGGUGUUCUAUGUUCUAGGAACUUUUAUUGUUGGCUUGAUUGUGCCUUCCAACGCGGACUGGCUUCUUGGAGCAUCUGGCGCCAAUACCAAGGCUUCUCCAUUUGUCGUGUCGAUCCAGAAUGCCGGUAUCUCUGGGUUGCCCUCUGUGAUGAACGCAGUCAUCACUAUUUCGGUCAUUAGCGUGGCCAACUCCGCGACAUAUGGUUCAAGCCGCACUAUCCAAGCCCUGGCUUCCCGAGGAAUGGCACCGAGAUUCAUGGCAUAUGUUGACAAGGCGGGUCGACCUCUUUACUGUAUCAUUCUGCAGAUUGCUUUUGGGUUUCUUGCCUUCAUUAACGAGGCACCAUCGGGAAGCACUAUCUUUGACUGGCUUCUUGCCUUGUCUGGUAUCUCUGACUUUUUCAUCUGGGGAAGCAUCUGCCUUGCCCAUAUUCGCUUCCGUUCCGCUUGGUCGCACAACGGGCACACCGUACAGGAGCUUACCUUUGCUGCUCCCUUUGGUGUUAUUGGAAGCUACAUCGGUCUAGGUCUCAACGUUCUGUGUCUCAUCGCUGAAUUUUAUGUCUCCGUGGCUACCAAAAGUGCGGAGAGCUUUUUCAUGAACUAUAUUGCUGCGCCGCUUGUGAUACUCCUUUUCGCCGUCUGGAUUGUUUACACCAAGUUCAACAAAGACCCCAAACUUGACCGUGGAGGUUGGUUCAUUCCAAUAGAGAAGCUAGACAUACACAGCUUCAUGAGGGACUCUGCUCUCGAUCUCGAUCUGGCUCCAAGAGUCGAGUAUCCCACUUGGGGUGCUUGGUUCAAAGCUGCUCCGAUGCGUCUACUCCGCUCCAUUUUUUAA